This is a messenger RNA of Aspergillus ochraceoroseus IBT 24754, 1716 nucleotides long. Its product is annotated as pyridoxal phosphate-dependent decarboxylase family protein. Gene Ontology annotation, biological process: carboxylic acid metabolic process. The record is from RefSeq and is a predicted model, not a curated record. Lineage: Eukaryota; Fungi; Ascomycota; Eurotiomycetes; Eurotiales; Aspergillaceae. The transcript has a single exon. Gene Ontology annotation, molecular function: carboxy-lyase activity; pyridoxal phosphate binding. The coding region runs from base 151 to 1674 and encodes 507 amino acids.
GCUGUUACUCCCCGCCAAACGGAUUGCUCCCCUUGGGCGAUGUCCACAGUAUCAUUUCUUCUAAGUCAUAAUAUUAAUAUGACUGGUGCUGCCCCUGCUUACAGAGUAGGAGUUCUACCGAAUAACUGAUCCCAAUAUAUCCUCGACCUCAUGAACACAAACACCCAACGGACCGCGGAAGAGCACGGCGAGCUCCAGCGAAAGCUAUGGGAAGUUUUUCAGUCUCCCAAGUCCACUGUAUUGCCGGAUGCUCAAAGCUUAGCCAAAGCCCGGGCAUCUCUACCAACUUCUCUUCAGGCGAGCGGCGUCGGGUUUGAGUCUGCUAGGCGACAUAUCUUAGAGGAUCUUGUCCCAGCUUUCAACAACAGCAGCAUAAGCUCCAAUUACUAUGGCUUUGUUACUGGCGGGGUCACUCCCGCCGCCCUCUUUGCAGAUAAUAUCGUUUCUGCGUACGAUCAGAACGUUCAGGUACACCUCCCUGACCAUUCUGUUGCGACAGACGUUGAAUAUGUGACUCUGGGUCUUCUCGUAGAUCUUCUACAACUGGGUCGCGAUUGGCAAAAUGGCACCUUUACGACUGGGGCGACAGCGAGCAAUAUCCUGGGGUUGGCCUGCGGAAGAGAAUAUAUCCUGCGAACUGCCCUCAAAGAGAAAGGGACAGCGGCUAUUGAGAGUGUAGGAGAGUCGGGACUAUUUGAAACCAUGCAAGCGGCAGGUCUUUCAGGCAUACAGAUACUCUCGACGAUGCCACAUUCAUCCCUUGUCAAGGCAGCUGGGGUCCUGGGGAUUGGCCGUGCCAAUGUUAAAGAUGUCAGCCAAGAUAACGACCCACUGAGAUUCAAUUUGGAGCUGCUUGAAACUGAACUACAGAGGCCUGGUAAAGCAACUAUUGUCGCCGUGUCGUGCGGAGAGGUCAACACGGGCCAAUUCGCGACGGGCGGGGCCGAGGAAAUGCAGGCGUUGCGCAGCAUGUGCGAUAAGUAUGGAGCCUGGCUGCAUGUGGACGGCGCAUUUGGAAUAUUUGGUCGCAUUCUUCCGCAGAUUCCCGAAUUCGGUGUGACUGUCAAGGGCUGUGAAGGAAUUGAAUUGGCGGAUUCGCUGACGGCAGACGGACAUAAGCUUCUGAAUGUCCCAUACGACUGUGGCUUCUUUCUCUGCCGCCAUAAAGAUGAAGCAGUGAAGGUGUUUCAGAAUGCCAAUGCGGCAUAUCUUACGGGCGGGAGUCAAGCACAGUCAAUACCAUCCCCAUUGAAUAUUGGGAUAGAAAACUCCAGGAGAUUUCGAGCUCUACCCGCCUACGCAUCCCUGGUUGCCUAUGGAAGAACAGGGUAUCAAAUGAUGCUCCAGAGGCACAUUCGGCUUGCUAGAAUGAUCGCAGAGUGGCUUUUCGAACACCCCAAGUACAAUGUCUUGCCAGAGGUGGGAAAUAAGCAAGAACUACUUGAUCGAACUUACGUGGUGGUGCUGUUCAGCGCCAAAGAUGACGAGUUGAACCGCCAACUUGCAGCUAAAAUCAACGAGACUCGCAAGAUAUUUGUCUCGGGCACAUCCUGGCAGGGAAGACCAGCGUGUCGAAUUGCCAUUUCCAAUUGGAGGGCCGAUGACAGCAAUUUUGCUACCGUGAGACAGGUUUUAGAUGGUGUCGCUGGGACAGAAGAGAAUAGAGUCCCUUGAAUUAUAUUGUUGCUUUUUUUUCUUUCCAACCCCCCAUACAUA